This is a messenger RNA of Stegodyphus dumicola, 8066 nucleotides long. Its product is annotated as glutamate receptor ionotropic, kainate 2-like. Gene Ontology annotation, cellular component: membrane. Gene Ontology annotation, molecular function: ligand-gated monoatomic ion channel activity; signaling receptor activity. Lineage: Eukaryota; Metazoa; Arthropoda; Arachnida; Araneae; Eresidae. The record is from RefSeq and is a predicted model, not a curated record. Gene Ontology annotation, biological process: monoatomic ion transport.
UGCAUCAUUCUGGCAUUAAAGAUGAAUCUCAACAAAUCUUGGAGCAGAGAAAGAUUGCGGAGGAUUUAUAUUUAUCCAGAUCAUAAUCAUCAUCGCCGUCUGUGACCUCUGCCUAGAUCUGUUAUUGGGCAAUCCGAAUCAAUGGGGUUGCAGCGCUGAUUGCUGGAUGGUAUCAACAACUUGGACAGUGGACAUAAUGCUCUGCUAUCCUCUUGCUGACAAUUACAGGCAGUUAAUUGGUUUUUAAUGACUCUUAAUGAUACACAUCUGUCAUAAUUUUGAGAUACUUGUACUCACAAUUAAUCUCAAAAGUAAAGGAAAAAUUGUUCGUUUCUGCAAUUAAUAUGCAAGAACCUGAUGGAAGACAUUAUCUUUUUGUUGUCUAAUUCGCCACAUGGGAUUUUAGACAAGUAUUUCAUAUGCACAGACUUGGAAUGCAUAAUGAUUUCGAAUUACGAUAAUUUUCUGAAAAAACGUUUCUAAAUUCAGAUGACAGAAACAAAACAUUAUUCACGCAUCCGCUAAAUACGCCAUCAUGGUAAUUUUACCGAAGGAUAUAGCACAGCUAUUCUUAAAAUUCAUCAUUUGUUUUAUUCUGAGCGCGGCUGUUAACUCUCUGCCAGAGAUUAUCAAAGUGGGUGGCCUGUUCGAAUCUGGAGAUGAGAUGCUGGAGACAGCUUUCAAGUACGCGGUGGAACGUGUCAACACCGAUCCUAGACUCCUACCCAAUUCAAGACUCACUCCACAGUUAGAACGAGUGGAACGCCACGACAGCUUUCAAGCAGCUAGAAAAGUAUGUGAUUUGCUGAGCGAAGGAAUGGCGGCCAUGUUUGGACCUCAAUCGAGCGAGGGUAGCGCUGCUGUACAAUCAACGUGCGACGUCCUGGAAGUUCCUCAUAUCGAAUCAAGAUGGGAUUACAGGACAAAGAGAGACAACCACUCCAUCAACCUUUUCCCACAUCCUACUGCUCUCGGAAAAGCAUACUUAGACUUCGUGAAAGCAAAAGAAUGGAAGAAAUUCGCCAUUGUGUACGAAGAAAGUGAUGCUCUGAUACGUCUUCAAGAACUUUUAAAAGAUCCUUUUAUCAGACAAAGGCAAGUCGUUGUCAGACAGUUCUUACCACAUCAAGAAUACAGGAAAUUAUUAAAAGAGCUAGGAAGGGCUGGGAUUAAGAAUAUCGUCAUUGAUGUACCUACCAAGAAUGUACAAACUGUGCUGAAGCAUGCUCAGCAAGUGGAUAUGAUGUCUGAAUAUCACAAUUACUUCAUCACUUCUUUGGAUCUCCAUACUGUGGAUUUAGAGGAUUUUCAGUACGGUGGCACCAAUAUCACGGGGUUUAAGCUUGUGGACGAGGACAAUCCGGGAUACACUGAAGUGGUGGAGACUUGGAGGAAUCCCGUCUUAAGAGCCACAGGAAAAGAACCCACUCUCACGACAGAAGCAGCUCUCUUAUAUGACGCUACACGACUCUUCUCGAGGGCUCUAACGGAUCUGGACAGGGGCCAAAAAAUCCACAUCAAGUCUUUGUCGUGUGACACUGAAGAGCCUUGGCCUCAUGGAAUAUCUCUAAUUAACUAUAUGAGAAUGAUCAACGUGAAAGGACUGACAGGUGACAUCAAAUUCGACCACCAUGGAUUUCGUUCCGACUUCAAGCUAAAAGUGUUAGAACUCACGAAUGAUGGUCUACGGGAAUCUGGAGAAUGGAAUAUCCACACUGGGCUCAAUAUGACCACCAACUAUUCGAGGGCUACUGAAGAAAUAAUUCAGUCUCUGAAGAACAAGACUUUGCUAGCUACCACACUAAUUAAUGCUCCGUAUACGAUGCUGAAAGAAAAUCACCAAGAGUUAGAAGGCAAUGAAAAAUACGAAGGUUACUGCAUCGACCUCAUAAAAGAAAUUUCCAAAAUCCUGGGCUUUCGAUUUCUCAUUAAGGAAGUAGACGACCACAAAUAUGGGGAAAAAAACGAUCAAGGCGAGUGGAAUGGAAUGAUCAAGGAGCUCAUUGACGGGCGGGCUGAUAUUGCUAUUGGCGAUCUUACCAUCACCUUCGAUCGCGAGCAAGCGGUCGAUUUCACGAUGCCCUUCAUGAACCUUGGCAUCAGUAUCCUCUUCCGAAAACCUACCAAGAAGGUACCGAAGCUUUUCUCAUUUCUUUCGCCUCUCUCGCUGGAGGUCUGGGUAUACAUGGCGACGGCGUUCCUGGGAGUCAGCCUCUUUCUCUUCAUCGUCGCCCGAUUUAGCCCUUAUGAGUGGACCAAUCCUCACCCUUGCAACCCUAAUCCAGAUGUGCUCGAGAACCAAUUCACGUUGCUCAACACCCUCUGGUUUACAGUUGGGUGCUUAAUGCAACAAGGCUGCGAACUCACUCCUAGGGCUCUCUCCACGCGUGUCGUGGCUUGCAUCUGGUGGUUCUUCACUCUGAUCAUGGUAUCUUCUUACACUGCCAAUUUGGCAGCAUUCCUCACAGUUGAAAGACUUGUUUCCCCUAUCGAAGGAGCUGAAGAUCUUGCCAAGCAAUCUCACAUUCAAUACGGUUGCGUAGACUCCGGAUCCACUCAAGCCUUUUUCAAGGAGUCGACGAUUCCUACUUUCAAACGGAUGUGGGCUUUCAUGCAGAGUGCUCGCCCGAGCGUCUUCACCGAGUCCAACAGCAAAGGCGUGGAGCGAGUCAAGAAGGAAAACUAUGCCUUCCUCAUGGAGUCCACCUCUAUUGAGUAUAUCGUCGAAAGAGAAUGUGAGCUCACCCAGAUAGGGGGCUUGCUCGACAACAAAGGCUACGGUGUGGCUACGCCUUCAGGUUCGCCAUACCGGACUCCGCUGUCGAGCGCCAUCUUGAAGUUACAAGAGAGUGGCACAUUACAUGUGCUAAAGGAGAGAUGGUGGAAGCAGAAACUUGGUGGUGGAAAAUGCAGUAAGGAUGAGACAAAUACAGCAGGCUCAGCCAGCGCCUUAAGCCUCGCUAAUGUAGGCGGAGUGUUCGUGGUGCUGGGGGCUGGACUCAUCACAGCGUGCUUUGUAGCCGUAAUCGAGUUUAUUUGGAAAUCACGCAAGGUGGACAGCGAAGAAAGGGAGCCGCUCUGUGUGCUUUUCUGCAGAGAGCUUCGAUUUGCCAUCAUGUGUGGCGGUUCAACAAAACCCAUCGUUCCAAAAAGAAACCCCGAUGACAGGCAACCACCCGAAAAUGGUCUCCCAUUCAUGCCUCUCACGGGCUUCAGCAGCGUCACCACUAAAGAGACAUUCUCUUGACAGGAAGAAACUGGGGGUGGAAUACCCCUAGAGCCUACCACUGACGAACAGGUUAGUUACUAUCGCUACGCCCAGUAUGACGUCUCGGAUAUUUAAUAGGUCGGCAAAAAGCAGCACAGUUUGCCCACUUUGCACAGAGCACCACAGCCAGUGUUGGGACAGUUAUGUAAAGCAUUCUUCCAUUAUUGAAGCAUUCUAAGUUAUUUUACUUUGAAUCAAACUGAAUUUUUAACCUUCUUGUGAAGUUCUUACGAACCAAAGAGAAGUUGGUCUCAAAUUAUGUUCUUGAUGAGGUACCUAUUCCACAUUUGCAGGCUUGUGGUUAAAGUGAAAGUAUUAGAAAUACUUAAAAACAUUAUUGCGUCCGAAAAUUUUACUCUGUUUCAUCCCGAACACCCUCUUGGGAUUUCACAGAAUAUUGUCAGAUAAAAGUAAUCGUUGUUACGAAGUUGUUUCCUAAUGUUCCAUCCAGAAGUUUGAUAAAGAAUGGUUAAAAUCAUAAAACGUGGGAUAGCAACAUAGAAAUUAAUCAUAUUGUUAAAUAAUGCUCAUACCUUAAUAAAGAAAACCGUUUCAAUUUUCUAUUUCGAUUUUUAUCUAUUAUUAUUUGAAAGAUUUAUGAUGGCUUUUGGUAAAGCAGAUCUCGUGGUUGAAAAUUAGAUGGUACAUUAAAAAUUAAAUGAAAGAAAUAUAUUUAUUAAGAAAUUUUUUCACGACCUGUUCUUUAUAGAUAAUUAUUGAUAAUAUAUAAAUUUGUAUAAAUUGUGCAUUCAUCAGUUUAGAUGGCCUCUUCAGAAUAAGACGAUUAAAGAUUAAAACGUCGAAAACAGCUUAAAUAAUUAAUUCUUCCUCAAAAGUAAGCAUUAAUUCUAAUUUAAUUAAAUUGCAUAUUAAAUUUCAAGAACUUUUAACCACAGGCCUUUCUUCAUGUUAGACAUAUACUAAAUGUCAUCGCAUGGACUCUAACAUCCCCAAAUAAUACCCAAUGUCUGAUAAACAGAAAUAUUUCUAUGAAGACUUCAUUGAAAUAUAUAUUUACCAUGCAGAAUGUAAAAGAUAUUUCUGUUCCGGUUAAUACAUUUACCCAUUUACUGAUUCCAAGUUGAAGGGUACAAUCAUAAAUUUACUUUCGGGAACAACUUGUAUCUCAUUCAAAAUAAUAUUUUAGUGGCUUACUGCCUAAAUACUCUAAAAGAAAUAUGAUCGGCAUUUUCCUUUGAGCCCUUCAACACAGAAUACGGUAAAUGUAAUACUAUUUUUGAAAUAGACUAUUGCAUCACGAAACAUUCUUGAUGUAUUCAUGGUUGUUGUUUAAGAUUUGUUUCAUAGAAAGUUGCGUUUGAGAUUUUUGUAGCAUUAAUAUUCGCUCAUAAAUAUCUAAGUCUGAAUUUGAAUUUGUGUUUCCUUUUCGGUUAAAAUUAGCUGUUAUUGUUGCUCGCUUGAUGUACGCUUUUUUGACUUCAUGUUGUUUGCUCUGAGAUUCAGUGUACAAAAAGAUCAAAUUCAGAUGAUAAAUGCAUGUCAAGAAUGAUAGUACAAACUUUGCUAAAAUUUAUUCUUCAGUGUUUUCAAGAUAUUACGAUUUGUUUUGAAUAUUAUUUUUGUAAAAUCUUCUGCCAUUUUAAACAAUCUUGUAGCCUUUUCCUGUAUAUUCCACGCAGAAACACUAUUUAUAUUUGCUGAUUUCUUUUUUUCUUUCUUUCCUUAUCUUUCUUUUUUUUUUAAAUAUUUUUAUACGAGGAAAUAUUUUUCUCCUCGUUAUUUUCUUUAAUGCAUUAAGAAAUCAUAGGGGUAAUCAAAAUAAAAUUAAAAUAACAACCAAAAAAUAAAAAGCAGGCAGCUAUUUACAGAAUUUUGAUAAACUUUUAGUCUUUUUCGCAUUGAAGAAUUCCUUUACGUUUCUCUUCUAAAUACCUUUUAUUAAAAUGUUAUUAAUAUAAAGCUCAAAAGACUAAAAUUGCUCAUUUUUAUCAAUACAAACUGCUCAACAAAUACCAGAUGUAAAAUAUUAAAAUGAUUUAAAAAUACUACUAUGCAAACAAUAAUAUAUCAAGUUGAGGAUCCGUGUUUUGACUAUUCGUUAAUGAAUAAAAAAUAUUAAUAAAUAAAUGACUAUUUCAUUCAUAUAUUCAUAAAAUGAAAUCAGAAAGCGAGUAAAAUAAAACUAAAAAACUUCUUUUCGUUUGACUUGUGCGAUGGAAACAGAACUUAAUAAAUAAUUAAGUUUUUUUUUUUUUUUUUUUUUUUUUUUACAUAUUCAGUAGUAAAUUUAUACUGUUAAGCUGUUUUUUUAACAAGAAAUGAAAUAUGAGUUAAUGCAGAGAAACACGCUAGUUUCUAGUGAAAUUUUCAGAUUUUAGAAUUUGUUUGGAAUUUAUUUACUACUUUUUUUUACUUUAAAAAACCCAUCUCUCAUUCCGUAAAUCAUGAAACUGUCUUUUUAUAACUGGAUGUCUUUUAUGAUAAAAAAAGUGCCAUGAUUUGAAAACUACUUUUAGUUUUAUUUCGUCUUCAGAAAUGAUUAAAAUCAAGCACAAGCAUAAUUUCUGAGCACAUGAGACAAUAAUGUAAAAAUAAGAAUAAAUGUAAUAUUGCACAUGUCUUCAACUGCACAGUUGAAAUAUGUUCUCAGGGAAUCAUUAUGGUUAGGUCCGAAUUUAUUUGCAAGUAAUUUUUUUUUCUGCUACUUAACACUAUUCCCCCCUUUUAAUUAAUUACACAUUUUAAUCUUAUCUUUAAAUCUCGUUUAAAGUAGACCAUAGUGUCAGCAAAACUGUCCUUGGUUUAGCCGUUGUUUUCUUUUGUAUCCAAACUGGAUUCUUUGCCCUCCGGGCAGAAAGAGUUAGCUAGUGCCACAAAAGAUGUGUAUUUUAUCUGUCUCUCGACACUGGAAACCGCUGGUGCGCAUCACAGUCUCUCACUGUUAGAGCACAAAUGAAGAGACAUAAUAAUAUCACUUUCAUGUAUAUCACUAGUCCUCUGAAUGUUCCGAUCCUAAACACAGUUUAGAGGUGUCAGCAAUGCGUCGGUAGUAGUAACCUAAGCGGACCGCGUUAGAAAUACGCGUGGGCGUUAACAGCACCGUUGCUUAUUAAAGAAAUGCCCUGCCUUGUACGUAGUCGUCACGUUAUAUGCCCAUAUUUACCUUUUUUACCCUUCCUGAAUUUAUAUGAUGUGAAUGCUGAGAAUUUGGUCGUUAUGUUGAUCCUGCUUUGAACUUGGUUACGCGUUUUUCUGAGGAUGUCAGUCUUCUGAUAAUUUUGCUACUCUAUUUUGCUUUAACCAAAUUUUGAAAUGGUGUCCAAAAGGAAUAUGCGAAAUGUUAAAUAAUUUAAUAUUUGUCUGAUAUUUUGGGGCUAUGCAAUUUAUGCUUACGAUUUGUUUUUUAAAGAGCGAUGUCGGUGUGAAUUUGUUUCAAAUUUUGGAUACUACUACUGAAAUUGUCUUAAUAUCGGGUUUUUUUUUCCCUUUUCGAUAAGAUGUUAGAAAUCAUAUUUGAUAUUAAAGUAGUAUUUUAAGUGAUUAAUAGUUAAUAAACUUCAACAUAGGAUAUUUUUCUGCAUUUAAAAUAAUAAUUUAUGGUUAGGUAAUAAAUCAAUGAACAGAAAUUUAGACUUCGAGAUGAAUUUUUUUCAAAAUUAGGACUUCGCAAAAAUUUCGAAACAGGGAAGGUUUGAGAUACCGUAUUUUACUGAGUUCGAGAACAUAAGAAAGAUUUAUAUAGAGAGGCAAAUUUUAUGAAAUUAAAUGAAAGAGAUAUUUUUCCCGUCAUCAUCGAACAGCUGAAAACAUAUUUAUUAAUUAUAGAAUAACUAGCACUUUUCCGUCACGUACCUACCACGCCUUUUCAAGAAACCACACGCGAAGAUCCGAUGGGGUAGUGCCAUCUUGGCUUAUCUUUGUGUGUGUGUAUAUCUGUAUGUGUGUGUGUAUCUAUAAACUAUUCUUUGUACUUUUCUGUUAUACGGGCUCCACGAAAAAAAGCAUAUGGUAUUUUUUAUUCUAACAGUAUUAAUAAAUUUUAAAUACAUUAUAAAUGACAAAGAAUUUAAUUUUGAACAGAGGCCAUAAAUUUAGAAAUGUUUUGCAACAUUUUGGGAAAAAAAAAAUCAUUUUUUUACGCAGUCGUACCCAUAUAAACUCUAAUGUGUAUGAUUCAAGAUGGUGGCGUGAGGUGCCAUGUUCACGUUUAAUAAGCCAUUUUGCACUGCCACACAUUCUUUCAACUGCUUGCGUAUGACAGCCAGUGUUUGGGUCUACGAAAUCGUAUCUAUGGUUAACUCUGAUAUUAUCAUAUUUUGCUUCUUUCAAAUCCUCUGUAUGCUUUCUAGCAAUCAGAAAAAAAAAAUUGUACUACCGUCUAAAUGUCGCAGACAUUUUUAGCUGAGCGAUCCGAAGCUACAAGAUAACUUCUUUCGGUUACAAAGCUACAAGAUAACAUUCUUUUGUUUCCCUACAUGGGCCUCCAAAAACCCACUGUAGAGGAAGCACACGUCCAACGUUACUUUUUCUUCUCGUAAAAAAGACUUUCGCCAGCUUCAACUAUUAUGUUAUUUCCACCAAUUUUAACUUCAGGUCUACAUACCAAGGCGUGAGCGCAAACCUCCAGAAUAUAACCGUUCCAGUCCACGACUGCAUCGUGGUUCAUUUUUAAUUGCAUAUUACAAAACUCAACUGAGGUCAGGUCAUAGCACUGUGAUGCUUCUUUGGCGAGAGCAACUCCAAUGAUGGAACACAGCAAUAACUUUUAUUUAACACUCAAAAAAAUGGCGACAUACAAACAAGAAGAGAAAACAUAUUCUAACAUUUAAAAAUAAAU